UAUCCUGUUUACUUGCAAGAAUUUCACAGUUUUACGACUUGAUGUGUUGUUGCUAGCAAGAUGUGUAAAAUACUCUAUAUUUUGAUUGUACUAUAUUGUCAUUUUCCGCAUUUUUACGUUACGUUAUCAUCAUCGUCAGAAAAAGAAUCUAUUCAUGAACUUAUUUUUGAUGAAAUAGGUGCUAUUAAACGGAAAGUAUGGGUAGAUAUGUCGGCUCAAAUUCGAGAUCUGGCUGGAAAGAUUAAUGGAUUGAUAUCAGCGGGAAAGACAUGUGAGUGCAAAUCGUUAGGGAAUAACAAUGUCUCGGAUCAAGGCAGCCUCGUGACACAUCAAGAUUAUGUCAGGCUAUUGAAAGGGUUCAACGAAGAAAAGUUUAUUACUAAGGCUACGGAACAUAGACUUGAAGACGCUCUUUUGAAAAUUUCAGAACUAGAAAAUGAACUCGGUAUAUAUAAACAGGAAACUGACAAUCUGAAGGUAGAGUUUGAUACGUCUUCAAACGAUCUCAGAAGAACAGCAGACGGUUUGGAUAAUGCUCAUUCCUCUAUCAUUGGCUUACAGUCUGCAGACAACGAACUUAGAAAGGGUAUAGACUCGGUUAAUAGUACUUGUUUUGAUUUACAUAACUUUAACACCGGCUUCCUUGGACCUUCAUUUGUAAGUGAAUGGAUGUUUAUGCGGGCUCACGACCAGGAAAAUGUUCAACGCGUUGUGCAACAUGGAUUAAGGGUAUUGCCGUUCAAAGUAGAAGUUCAAAUUCGACCAACAACAGGACCUAAUGCAGGUUGGAUAUUUCACGGAGAUCCAGCCUUCCAAAGUGAUGAUGACAACGGGGAAGUAUACGGGGGCAUUGUUUAUUUAUAUAACGAAACACAUGUCAUUCUUGUUGCACCAACUAAAAGUAACAAUCAAGAUGCAGGUGUUGUUGUAAACACCGGCAGCGCCAAUUUCCGUCGUAUUGGAAAUAAUCACCAAACAGCCACUGAAGCCUACGUGCGCGUUAAAGUUUGGGCUCCUUCAGAUUUUCCAAAGCCAGAUUUUAAAACAGAUUGGUUACCGCUAGAUGUCACAAACAGUUCUUUGUCAUACUAUGAACUGAAACACGGGUUAUCCGGAUACCCUCGGUUUAUCAAUGUACAAAUCCGCUGUCAUGCUGCAGAUUAUAGCGUGGUUUCUGAAGGUCUUGGCGCCACCAUGAUGCACCGGAAGUAUUCAAACGCAGGGGGUGUUGUUUAUGCCUUUAGUGACAAGGAUGUUCGUCUUUGGACGGGAUAUUUGGAGUCAACAUCAGGUAAUGGACAUUACAGACUAAUAGGGUAUAGCGAUGGCUGGGGUUCUGAUCCAAUAAAAGGUGUUAACAUACUGAAAGGCGAAUUCAGAAUCCUUUCAUGGAAUCGUAGCGUACCAAUGCACUAUGAUAUUGACACUGAGGUAAAAACCGAACGGAAUACACAUUUCUCGGAAUGGUCUGCCUAUGAACACAUUUCUUUUGAUAGUGACUUACUGACAUUCUAUGUCGAGGCAAUUGAUGGAGUUAACAAGGGAUACCGUUUCAGAGGCUACGGUAGUUCCCAGUCUAUUGAUUCACCAUUCGGCGGCGUUGUUUAUGCGUUUAAUGCUGGAGGUGAUUUUAGAAUCUGGCGUCCAAAUGCCAGCACUGAUGGUUACCUGAUACACGUUCAUUCACCAUAUGAAAACGGGAAACAUGUUCAAGCUUCAACAAACGGACAGUACGUGAGCACGUUGAUCAAGAAGUCGAGACCAGUGUCUAGACCUUAAAUAGAAUGUACUUAAAAUUGUUAAGCAUGUUCUAUACAGCGAACGUUCAUUCUCUUUUCAAUGAAUUACGCCAGAAGAACGAUUUGCAUUGACCAAUUUUGGCUUUUGUUCGAGGUUAUUAAUGAUGCAACAAAUUACUGUCUGCCUCUUUUCACAGUUCAUAUGAGAUAUGUGCUUUUGUAAUACCCAAGAAAUGUAUAUAGAGAAAAACUUCACUGAAUAUAUUCCUACACAUUAACAUUAACUCUUCAUUGUGCUUAAUUUAAACACGCCUUUGGUUUAUAUGUUACUUUUUUAUUUUAUUAUCCGCUGUACACGACUCAAAACUGUGAACCGCACUUGCCAAAACUAAACUUCAUAAACAAUGUACCAAUAAUAGGAUUAAGCAAUAUUAUUGUUACGAGACAUAAAUAAUUGGUAGUGUUCAGGACUAGACUCGUGUCUCUUCUUCAAAUUUGUCAGAUAAAGAAUGAUCACACCUUACCUCUGACAGUUGAUUGCUGUUUUUCUCUUUUAGUUACACUACUUUUUUAUGGACCUUUCCUACUUUAUUGUUGUGAACUCUAUUAUAGCUCUCAUGCACUUAUUGUUGAAGAAACGUAUUCCAGUUGUAGGCAUUAAUAAUUUUUAAUCACAAAACGAUAGGCCUAGAUCUUUUCCGGCUGAUACUAGUAUGUACAUUAAGUGUUAGCUUGUCCAGACAGUGCCCAAUUAUAUUAAUAUGCUAUGUUUUCAUGUCUAAGUAUGGUGUUAACUUGUCCAAAUGGUGUCUUAUUAUGUUUUCUAGGUAUGUUG
Messenger RNA from Mercenaria mercenaria, 2574 nucleotides. RefSeq lists its product as uncharacterized. The transcript has a single exon. Bases 61 to 1779 code for a protein of 572 amino acids. The record is from RefSeq and is a predicted model, not a curated record. Lineage: Eukaryota; Metazoa; Mollusca; Bivalvia; Venerida; Veneridae.